AUGAGCUCUCUAUAUCGUGAGAUGCUGCUCGUGAUGGCCGCAUGCCUCAUGUUGGCCAUCAGCAAGGUCAAUGGCCAGGAUAUUGCUCCUCCAGCCGAAUAUUUGCAGUUCCCUGUCCAACGUCAGCUCGACUGGCACCGCAUGGAGUACUACGCCUUCAUCCACUUUGGGCCCAACACAUUCACCGAUGAGGAAUGGGGUAGAAGCCAGCAGACUCCUGACGUAUUCAGCCCGACGGCGCUCGACACCGACCAGUGGGCAAAGUCCUUUUCCGAUGCGGGCAUGUCCGGCAUGAUCUUAACGGCCAAACACCACGAUGGCAUGGCGCUGUGGAACACCUCAACUACUACUUACAAGAUUGCCAACGGCGGCUGGGCCAAGAAUCGCUCAGCAUCCGGGCUGCAAGCGGAUGUGGUCCGCAUGGCAGCCGUCUCAGCCAAGAAAUUUAAUCUCAAGUUUGGCGUUUACUUGUCACCCUGGGAUAUUCACCGUGACCCAGCUAUGCCCAAACCACUACUCAACGGCACUAUCUACGAUGAGCCCCAGAUCUUUGGUGAUGAUACUGCGGGCGACUACAACGAUCUCUACCGCCGUCAACUCACGGAACUCGUCAACAUGACUCUUGAAGACGGCAGCCCCGUGUCGCUCUUUGAGAUCUGGCUGGACGGCGCCAGCGGCUCCAGCACCGUUCAAAGCUUUGACUGGGCUGGGUUCCGGGACAUCAUCCGCUCUCACCAACCAGCGGCAGUCAUGUGGGGUCACCAAGGCGUGGACGCUCGAUGGGUGGGCAACGAAGACGGCGUCACGGUCUCCACCAAUUGGCAUACCAUCAGCCGGACGCAGGACCAAGAUCGCCUGAGCGAAACAGAUCUCGAGACAGGGCUGCGAGAUGGACUGUACUGGACCCCUGCCGAGGCCGACGCUCGGGUUCGCACCGGCUGGUUCUGGCACGCCAAUGAACAGCCCAAGACGGGACAACAGCUCUUGGACAUGUACCUGCAGUCUGUUGGGCGGAGCGUCAGUCUUCUGCUCGAUGUGCCGCCGGAUACAACGGGCCAAAUUACCCAGGAGGACAUCAAUGCUCUCAUGAAGUUUAAAAGUCUCAGGGACGCCUUCCUUGGUCGGAACUUGACCGGUCCCGAGUCAGUUGUCACAGCCAGUAGUGUUCGAGGCGGGAUCAACUCUACCACGUUCGGCCCUGCAAACGUUCUGACCUCUUCACCUGAUACUUAUUGGACCAUGGAAGAUGGGGAACGUACCGGCUGGGUCGAGAUUGAUUUGGGUGGCACGGUGCUCGUCGAUGCCUUCGUCGUCCAAGAGCACAUUGCACUCGGCCAGCGAGUCGGCGGAUAUGCCAUUGACUGCGUUGUUAACGGAGCUUUCAAGACCGUUGUUAACGGUACUUCACUUGGCUAUAAACGGAUUGACAGACUCGAAGCGGCCGUGGAGACCUCCCGUGUCCGCUUCCAGGUCACGCAAGCAAAUGCUGUGCCUCUGAUCCAGAGCAUCCUAGUCCUCGGCACCAAGCCAGUAUGA
Messenger RNA from Colletotrichum scovillei, 1536 nucleotides. RefSeq names its product alpha-L-fucosidase 1. Gene Ontology annotation, cellular component: lysosome. Gene Ontology annotation, molecular function: alpha-L-fucosidase activity. Bases 1 to 1536 code for a protein of 511 amino acids. Gene Ontology annotation, biological process: fucose metabolic process; glycoside catabolic process. The transcript has a single exon. NCBI's taxonomy places the organism in Eukaryota, Fungi, Ascomycota, Sordariomycetes, Glomerellales, Glomerellaceae. The record is from RefSeq and is a predicted model, not a curated record.